CUGUCAUUGCACGCUGUUUUUGUUUUCAUGGAAGUUUAGUAAAUAUCUAAACAUAAAUUAUGAAAAUAUCACGUUUUAAGAAGUCCCACAAAACCCUGGUGUUCUUUGCCACCAAUUUCGACUACCGGGAACCCUAUCAAGUGCUUAUCGAUGCCACCUUUUGCCAAGCUGCGUUGCAACAAAAAAUUGGCAUAGAUGAGCAGAUAAAGAAGUAUUUUCAGUGUAACGUGAAACUUCUGACUACUCAGUGUGUUAUCCUGGAAGCGGAGUCCUUGGGUGCUCCUCUAACUGGAGCCACAUCGAUCGUCAAGCGAUUCUAUGUCCACAAAUGCGGACACGAGGGAAAACCAGUUGCUGCUGGUGAAUGCAUAAAAUCUAUGACUAAGGACAAUCGCUAUAUAGUUGCCUCCCAGGAUCGUCUGCUGCAAGAGAGUCUUCGUAAGAUUCCCGGUCGUUGUCUACUGUAUCUGCACAAAGCCACUCCAGUUUUGGAAGCCCCAUCUAAAGCAUCCAAAAAGUGGGUACAAAGACGCAAAAACUUAAUGCUGGGCAAACAGGCUGAAAAAAUCGACUAUAUGAAGGAAAAACAGGGCCUAAAGACUACUGAAACUGCAGUUAAGCCUAAGAAACAUAAAGGACCCAAGAACCCCAAUCCACUGUCUUGCAAAAAGAGCAAAAAGGAAAAGGCACAGCCACAAAGGAGUCUCAAAGGAGUCGAGCAAAACGCAAUAACCAAGGCGAAAAGAAAACGGGUCAAGUUACCUGCUCAUGUCAAGGCAGCAUUAGGAAAAGAUUAGAUUAAAUUUGGCUUAACAAGUAGAUAAAUAUGCAUAAGAUAAAGAAAAUUAAAGCGCAAUCUGGUAAAAAAAAAAUAGGAAUACAAAUGGAUAAAAGGCAA
Molecule: messenger RNA, 898 nt
Organism: Drosophila eugracilis
Lineage: Eukaryota; Metazoa; Arthropoda; Insecta; Diptera; Drosophilidae
Product: rRNA-processing protein UTP23 homolog
Cellular component (GO): small-subunit processome; nucleolus
Molecular function (GO): small ribosomal subunit rRNA binding
Source: RefSeq, a predicted model, not a curated record